Ectocarpus sp. CCAP 1310/34 is the source of this 2041-nucleotide messenger RNA. NCBI's taxonomy places the organism in Eukaryota, Phaeophyceae, Ectocarpales, Ectocarpaceae. The record is from the annotation of a GenBank genome assembly.
GUUAGUUAUACAGAAUAGAGCCUGCUUUAGGUCGUUAUCUCGCAUCCACAAGAUUGACCUGGGGAGCACCUUCGGGUAGUAAUGAGUCGACGACUGGCAAUGAUUGGAUCGAGGCAACUGCUGUCACAAGCAUGCCGACGUCAACUGUCAAGCCUCGUCGUGGCCGAACACGACAACUCGCAUCUGCUCCCUGGCACUCUCAGUGCGGUGACUGCAGCGGCGCAGCUAAAUGGAGACAUCACAAUGCUUGUCCUGGGCCAUGAAUCCGAGGGCGUGGCGAAGCAGGCAGCGCACGUUGCUGGUGUUUCUAAGGUUCUGCAUGCUGACGAUCCAGCAUAUGGAACAUGGGUCGCGGAAAACGUGUCCAGGGCUGUGGCGACGGUGCAGGCAAAUGGGGCUUUUUCUCACAUCCUGGCUGUUUCCAGCAUGGCCGGAAAAAACUUCGUGGGUCGGUUAGGAGCCGAGCUUGACUGUGCCCCCGUGACGGAUAUCCUUAAAGUAGUCGAUGAGGAGACGUUUGUGCGACCGAUGUACGCCGGGAAUGCUGUUGCGACAGUACGUGCAGCGGGUGCUUUGAAAAUUCUGACUGUCCGACCUACCUCGUUCGAGAAAGCGGAGGCCACUGGAGGCACCGCAUCAGUAGAGUCAACAGCGCCCCCUGAGAGUGGCGCCGACGCUGGUCUAGCGUCGUUCGUGUCUGAAUCCAAAAGCGGAGGGGACCGACCGGACCUUACAACGGCGAGGGUGGUUGUGGCUGGCGGCCGUGGAUUGAAGGACGGCGAGAACUUCAAAAUCCUUGAGAAGUUAGCAGACAAACUUGGAGGAGCAGUAGGAGCCUCGAGAGCGGCUGUUGAUGCUGGCUUUGUGGCAAACGAACUGCAGGCAAGAGAUUUUGUAGGGUAUGCAUGAACCCUGGCGAAAAUCGACGUGUGUGUACGGAAUAAUCGUAGAAGUCUAGAGUACUCUUAUGUGCGCGCUUAGCAUGGUUGUUUUAAAACAUCGUCGUUUCUGGGAAUGCUCCAGAAACUUCACACAUGUGUUCGUCGAGUGCUGAUGCGUUUGUGUGCUGAUGAUCUUAUUAGCGCGAGCCGUUCUACACGAAGGAGGGGCUCAAUCUUGCUUUACCGAAGCCGGAUGCAGAUACUUCUGUGAGCAUACUCUGAACUACUGCCUCCGAGUUGUGCGUAACAUCUGGCGUUUCACACAGGUCGACCUUGCAGUGCUUUGAUCCGGAGUACUCAUUCGCCAAUAAUGCACUCCAGAAGCUAUGUUUUAUAUUGGAGGCGCUUGUGUCAACCUGCCGAUCAUGGUUGCUCGAACAACUGUUGAUGUACACAGUUGGUUUUUAGACUGCACAAGAGGUAGGGUAGGCUUUGACUGCGACAUUCUUCGCUUGCUCGAUAAAAUUUUAACAGGUGGGCCAAACAGGCAAGGUGGUGGCACCCGAACUGUACAUUGGGGUUGGUAUUUCUGGGGCAAUCCAGCACUUGUCGGGCAUGAAAGACAGCAAAUGCAUCGUGGCCAUCAACAAGGACAAGGAGGCCCCCAUAUUCCAGGCGGCUGACUACGGCUUGGUCGCUGAUCUUUUCGACGCCGUGCCCGAGCUAGAAUCGAAAGUAUAACAUCGAACGAAGAGAGUGGGAAAGUGCGUGGUUCCGGCGAUGUAAAGGUGGUUUCCACCUUGUGCCCGUUGGGAGCCUUGUGAUCAUUUUAUCUUAGCCAUUCAGAACUUGUGUCCUUCUCGCGAACUUUCCAGUGAACUUUGAGGACGGUAAGCAGUGUAAAUAGGGAGGUGUGUGGAUCGCGUGUUCACGGGGUCGUAAUUGUCGAGGAGGGGUGCUAUCAGGCAUUGUUGGCCAAGGUCUGUUCAACAGCACUCGAGAGUAAAAGAGGUUGAGAAUUGGCAGACGGCAUGUUUUCGGCGUUGUAGAGGUUCCGAGUGGAUUCCCCGAGACUCUCCAUCAUAGGACUAGGUUCAAACAAGCUCUCUUGGUGCACCUGGACCCCCAUAUGUAUAUGCCAGUGCUGGAGUUAAACAGUU